CGGCUUGUGAGGAGCCGCUAGCAUCGCGGGCAGCCCGGCGUCCGCAUGGUGCUGUGUCAGGGUGGCGAGGCCGCCGCUGUUCCGGCAGCGGGCGGGAAGGAGUCGGAGGUGCCGCUGAGCCGGGAGGACGGUGGGGGUACGGGGCAGCCUUGCCUGUGCCCGGCGCCCGGCAUGGAGGCGGCGGGCGCCGAAGAGCGCCGCGUUUGCGGCUGCUGCUCGGGCUUAUCCUGGCCGCGCUGCUGCAAGGCACCCGGAACAAAGAAGAAGAAAGCUGCAUGUCCAGGACUUGGUCUGUUUUACACCGUACUGUCUGCCUUCCUUUUCUCAGUGGCCUCUUUAUUUCUUAAAAAAAUAGAAGAUGUACAUUCAGUGGAAGUGAGUGCAUUUCGAUGUGUUUUCCAAAUGGCAUUCGUUCUUCCUGGUUUAAUAUACUACAAGACAGGGUUUUUGGGACCAAAAGGUAAAAGAAUUUUUCUUUUCUUCCGAGGAUUCCUUGGCUCUAGCGCAAUGAUUCUUCUCUACUAUGCUUUCCAAGUCAUGCCACUAGCUGAUGCCACUGUUAUAACUUUUAGCAGUCCUGUUUUUACAUCGUUGCUGGCAUGGAUCUUUCUCAAAGAGAAAUACAGUAUUUGGGAUCUUCUAUUCACCCUCUUCGCAAUCACUGGAGUGGUUCUUAUUGCCAGACCACCAUUUCUGUUUGGGUCGAACGUUACGGGGAUUGAAGGAAGUUACACAGAUCACCUUAAAGGAACUAUAGCAGCAAUUACAAGCACAGUAUCUGCAGCUUCGACUUUUGUUAUACUAAGGAAAGUGGGAAAAUCUGUGCAUUAUUUUUUGUCAAUUUGGUAUUAUGCAGUCAUUGGUUUGAUUGGGUGUGUUAUAGCAUUGUUUGUUAUGAAUGAAUGGCGUUUACCAUAUUGUGGUAAAGAUAGGGUUUUUCUAAUAUUAAUAGGCUUGUUAGGGUUAGGAGGUCAGAUAUUUCUCACAAAAGCAUUACAGAUAGAGAAAGCUGGACCUGUAGCCAUAAUGAAAACAAUGGAUGUGGUGUUUGCUUUCAUUUUACAAAUUCUUUUUCUCAAUCAUCUACCAACUUGGUGGACUGUGGGUGGUGCCCUUUGUGUAGUAGCUAGUAGUUCUGGAACUGCCAUUCGUAAGUGGCGACAAAGCUUGAAAAAAGCUAAGCAAAAUGAAAUCUAACAAUACAGACACUAAUUCAUUACAGAAACAAGCAAUCUUGAAAUAUAUGUACAAUAUUUAUUUUUAUUUAUUUUAAAUAUCUCAUUUACCAAAUUGUAGUAACAAGUUAUAUCUAAUAAAAUAAGUUGAUUUAAAAAAAAAAAACAAACCCAAAAUCGGAAAUGUUUUAGCAACUGAUGAGGUAUAUGCUUUUCUUUCUCUUACUUAGGCAUGCAAAUAUGAGAAGUAGAAAGAUAUUUAAAAGUUGCUUGCUUCCUAUCAAAAGUGGACAAUAGUUUUUUGGCUUUUAUUUUCCUAAAAUUCCUGAUUCUUUUAGACCCUUUCUCUAUUCUUCUGAGCAGUGGAAAUCAGUCUCCCAGGCUUAUUUAAUACUGUUCUAUGCUUGAUUACCAGAGGGAUUGCAGUACAAAAGUUAAAGGGAAUGAAGAGUUAUAAUCCUGUAAAUAUCCAACCGUUAUAGAACAGAAUGAGCUUGCACACUUACAAGCUUUAUAAUUUUUUUUUUUGGUGCACAAAACAGAUGCCAAAUGGGGAGUUAUUUUUAAUCUGGAUUCUAAAAGAACAAAGGCUAUUUCAUCUUUCCAAGUAAUAUCAAGAGAAAAUUAACUUGUGAAAAUUAUCUAUCAGCUUUGCUUUCAUUUAAAAGGAAUUUUAAAUAUUUGCACUUGCUUUACAGACAUAAUGAAACAUCCUAAUCCCUUUUUCUUAAUGUGAUUUUCCCAAUAAACGUGUCUUUAGUUGCUGCAGUCUCGAUGAUGAGAGACAACAGUUCAUUGUAUACCACUUGUAAAUUAGCCAUUUCUUGUGGUAUGGAAUGUUAGGCUGUAGCUGCACUUUUCUUUAUUCUAUGCAAAAGAUUAUAUUUUUUAGGUAUUUAAUAUAAGUUAUUUUAAAUGCUGCUUAUGACCCUUUUGUUUAGAUUCUUUUGUGCAAAAGUUCUUUAGGAGACCAAGUUUAAGUCUUCUUGGCCUUCAUAAAGUUAGGAGGAUUCACAAUAAAGCAUUUGCCUAUUUCCUGAGAAUUUGCAAGAGUGCAGAGUAGCUGCAGCGUCACAGAAAAUGCGAGUUGGCCAAGGUCACAGCAGAGAUUCUACAGAAGGGGUUGGAGCAGAGCUUGGUGGGAUGGUGGAGCAAGGCGUGCACAUCUCAUGACACAGAGGCAUCCGUUCUACAUCAGGCGGUGCUAGUGGGCAGCUUCAGCCCCAUUUCUGCAGCUGGCCCUUUUAAAUCUGCACUUGGUCACUUCUCUUGCACAACUUCUCACUUCUGUAGGCUUUCUCUUGGUAGCAACAAGUACUAAGAAAAAAAGGUUUGUGUUAUUGAUCUUAGUGUCCUUCGUGUUUGAGGAGGAAUAUAUGUUUAGUGUCAGGUAGCGGGAUUUUCCCAAAUGGUGUCUUAUGUACUUUUUGGUCUUGUCUUAGUAGUGCUUCAAGAAGAUUUUAACUUGGAUCUUUAUUUGGUCCAAAGGCGGUUUCCAGUUAUUUACUCACUCCAUUGUUUUUCUAAAGGAGAACACUGUGUUCUGUAGACUUAAUACAUGUUUUUUUCCAAAUCACGAAGUGGCAGAUGUUUUCUUAUUUUGAUUUACAGAUGUCUAGUCACAAUUUUUUUAUUUUGUCAAUAAGCAUUGCAGGGCUGGGCAGAUCUAGGGACUUGAGUCCUGAAGGAGAGGAAUGCAUAUUGUGCUUUGGGAUGCAUCUGUAUGUGAGGAGCCAUCUUUGUGUGAGAUUCUGUAUGUAAACCAGCACCCUUAAUCCUUAUAUGUUUAUAGACAUGAGCAGAUUCCACCUCAGGGAUAGAAUCAGUUCCUGCUUAUAGCUGUCCAUUCUCUGCCUCUCCUGAAGGCUGAAGUUCAGCUACUGCUGACAAGGUGAGAAGUAGUAUGAAACUUCUUUUACGUUUCUUUAAAGCCUGAUGUAGUAAUAAAAUUCCAGUUUGGCACCCAUUUUGCUUAAUACUUGAAAUUCUAAUCGGAGAUUGUUUCUUCUGCUGCUCAGCCAUCGCUGCCAUUCAGCAACAGCUUCCAGGGGAGGGAAGGAAAAUAAGACUGCAUUUUGGUGGUUUUUUUUUUUUUUUUUUUUUUUUUUUUUGUACUGCUUCACUUCAUGCUUAAUAUGCAUGUGUUUGAAUUGACACUUACAAAGGUGUGGUUCCAGAGCAGCUCAGGUUGAUGUGAAUGUGGGUUGUCAGCUAGUCCUGCUCCCUCCCGUUGGCUCUGUGCUCCUGCUUAUGCGGUUGUUGUGGUGAGCUGGCCCUGGGAGCUCAUCCAGCUACAUAACUUUUUGGUAAGGUUGUUGGAGAGGGCAAAACCAGAGUAGCCUGAACUUGAUGACAGUGUGAAAGCAUUAGGAAGGGAAAUUAGAUAAUAGUUUAAAUUACAGCGUAUGAAUGCUGCUUUGUCAGUGCAGAAUAAAAUCAAUGUACAAGCUUAUAUCAAAAAAUCUUUAUGUCAUGUGAUUUCAACGGAUCUUGUUUACGCUUAGAGAAGAACAGACUACUGACGAAAGGACUGUUUUCUUGCCCUUAACGCAUAAGUAAGUGUAGAAAAUAAGCUGACCUGAAAUCAACAGCCUGAUACAGUGAUUGGUAAUUUUUCUCUCAAGUUCUUGCAGAAACUCUUUCAAUAUAUUUCCAUAUCUGUAGUGCCAAAACCCACAGAUGAUUAUUUUCUUUCUUUGUCCAAACCUAUAGGGUUUCCUUAUUGCUCCAUCUACUUAUUUCCUUUUGCUGUUCCAAAACCUUUCUAAAUAUUUAUGUUGUUAAAGUAAUAAUCUGAUCAAGAUCCUAUGUUGGAGAAUGUUGUGUUUUUUGGAACAUUAUUUUGAUUUUGAUCCAUCUUUUAGAGAAUUGUUUAACCAGUGUGAGAAUGAAGGACUUGACUAGGGCUUCUCUAAAAGCAUGACAAGCUGGCUUCUAUAACUAGCUUUUCUAGAUGAAUUUGGGAAUGGAAGACAUAUAAGCUUUAAGUUUUUGCAACCACCUCAGUUUUUAAAUUUUUCUUCCUCUCAUGUAGGUUAAAAACCAAAAUUUUAGUUGUAAGCCUUGAAGAGAAUGAAAUUAUACAAAAGUAUGGAUACCCUAAAAUGUUGGGGUUUUUUUAAAAUGGAAAAUAUUUCUUACCGUUCCUGUUAAGAUGGUCAAACUCUUUUUUUCCUUCCAGAGCCUAACAGUUUGACAAUCUGAAAUGAAACUGGCUGAGCCUUGAUACUUUCAGGUUCUGAUUUUUCCUUUCCUUUUUUCUUUCUCUUCUGUUCUUGGAUAGAUUUUUACGUUCAAAAUCUUUUUUAGCUUUUAAAGUUUUAAUACAGCAAGUUUCUCAGGGUCAAAUGUUAUUUUUCUGAGCUUUGAGUCAGAAAUAUAUUAUUAAUGUUCAUCACCUGUAGUGUCCUGUUGUGGUCCUUCCAGUAUUUUUAAAUUCAAUAAAUGUACUUUUCUAAUAGGAAGUCCUUCCUUUCUAAUACGAUGGAAUAUUGUUGCAUUGCGAUUGCUACGCUGUAAAGUUAAGUUUCUCAUUGAAUUAAUAGGUUGAAUUUCAAGUACUGAUUUCAGUGGAUCCUGAAUAGAAAGGGUAAUAAUUAAUUAUUGGUCACUUUGCACAUAUGCGCAGGGCAGAAGGAUCUAGUUGUUACUGACGCAUCACAAGCAUGUUUCUUACGUUCUUUACUAUGCAAAACACUAAUCAUCUGUUUUCUUCAGUGGGACUUCAUUGCCUUAAAGCCUUACGUACCCAACUCUUCUAUAUAAAGUUGAUGGCUGAAAAAGCUAUAUACUGCCACUGUGCAGCAGCCAAUUUCUUUCAGGUUAAGUUGGUUGUCAAAGUAUGCUCUAAAAGCUCUCUAAAUACAUCUACGCUAAGAAUUUGACAGGUUCAUUGUGUAGACAAGGGCAGUCUAUAUAAUUAAAAUGGAUUUCCUGCAUUUGUCUAAUACAAGGCAUGAAGUAACCUCAGCAUAACAGCAUUGGUGAAAUAACUAGUUCAACUUGUCAUUUUUCUUCUGAAAUCUGAAAUUAGGCUCUCUCCCUAGAACUGUUCUAAGAUGGCUCUUCCUGUAAUGGGUGGUGACAAGAUGGGGAAUACUACCCUUGACCAUCAUUUAGUAUAAACAGUUUCCGCCCUGCAGUAUUUUCUGUUGCUUGAGCUUUUGUUCAAGGCAGUCUGUUGGAAGAAAGUUUAUUUCUAGAGAGGCAGCCUCUUAAAAGUUAUUUCCUUGCGAACUAGCAGUAGUUAACCAGGAGGAGUCUGUUUUCCAGUUCUCUAAUCGUGGUAACCACGGCAGGCUCAUCUGUGGCAUCAGUCCCAGAGGGGCAGCAGAAGCGUGAUCUCUGUCCCUGCAUGGAUUCAGGCUUGGCAAUGCUGACGGCAGGUGUGCAACGCUGACAUUGCAGUUACCAGCAGAAUGUUUUUGUGGUCAUAACUGCCUGUCCAUCCAAAGAAAAGUUGUGGCUUUAUGUUCCUGCAGAUGCAGGUAACUUCAGGGUGGAACAUACAUAGACUUCUGUGGUGAUAACACUUCUGUAUAUCAGAAUGAGCAAUUUUCUAUGUUAUGUGAGUUGUUAUUUGACAAAAAGGGGGUAAAAAUACCCUCAGCAUUAAUUAAAAGAUUUUUACUAUGUCCUAUAUAUUGUUAAAUAUAUGUUGAAUGAUAUGUUUUGUAGAAGUUACUGGCUUUGUUAUGUAGUAGUAUAUUUUUAUAGACAAUUCUUAUAUAUUGAAAUGUUAAGAA
Chroicocephalus ridibundus (black-headed gull) is the source of this 5920-nucleotide messenger RNA. RefSeq names its product solute carrier family 35 member G1 (gene SLC35G1). The coding region runs from base 46 to 1197 and encodes 383 amino acids. Lineage: Eukaryota; Metazoa; Chordata; Aves; Charadriiformes; Laridae. The record is from RefSeq and is a predicted model, not a curated record. The transcript is spliced from 3 exons. Gene Ontology annotation, cellular component: plasma membrane; endoplasmic reticulum membrane. Gene Ontology annotation, biological process: calcium ion export across plasma membrane; regulation of cytosolic calcium ion concentration.